Messenger RNA from Candidula unifasciata, 164 nucleotides. The record is from the annotation of a GenBank genome assembly. NCBI's taxonomy places the organism in Eukaryota, Metazoa, Mollusca, Gastropoda, Stylommatophora, Geomitridae.
AUGCCCAAGUGUCCAAGAUGUCAGAAAGAGGUGUAUUUUGCCGAGAGGAAGACAUCCAUGGGGAAAGACUGGCACCCAGCCUGUCUGAAGUGUGCUAAAUGUUCCAAGACCUUAGCUGCUGGAAGCCAUUCCGAAGUAUAUAAUAAUGCAUGUAUGCCGGCAAU